Danaus plexippus (monarch butterfly) is the source of this 937-nucleotide messenger RNA. RefSeq names its product glutathione S-transferase 1-like (gene GSTd1). The transcript has 7 exons. The record is from RefSeq and is a predicted model, not a curated record. NCBI's taxonomy places the organism in Eukaryota, Metazoa, Arthropoda, Insecta, Lepidoptera, Nymphalidae. Gene Ontology annotation, biological process: glutathione metabolic process. Bases 147 to 887 code for a protein of 246 amino acids. Gene Ontology annotation, molecular function: glutathione transferase activity.
UUUCUGACGUAUAUGUUAUUUACUAAUGUGUAUUUAAGUUUAAAAUUUUUUGCAUAAUUUGGUUGAGAUUUCGUCAAUCUGGGGCAAUGUAUGGACAAAACGGUUGUGGAAAAAAUUCAAUUAGCUGAUUGUCAUCAUCCCUAACAAUGAAAAAAUUGCUCUUAAUAAUUACAUGUACGGUUUUAAUCGUAGCGAAAUGCAACGCAGCUGCAAGAUCCAAGGGUAGCAAAAUGCCGAGUCAACCUAUCAAACUGUAUUAUUUACCGCCGUCACCACCUUGCCGUGCUGUUAUGAUGACAGCUCGGGCUCUUGGCUUAGAUUUAGACCUGGUUCUCACCAACAUUAUGGAAGGACAACAUAUGACACCGGAGUUCCUCAAGAUGAAUCCUCAACAUACAAUUCCAACGAUGGACGACAGUGGUUUUAUUUUAUGGGAAAGCCGCGCUAUCAUGACUUAUUUGGCGAAUGCGUAUGGACGUGAUGAUUCCCUUUAUCCAAAAAAUCCUCGCUCAAGAGCUCUCGUCGAUCAGAGACUUAAUUUUGAUCUUGGGACUCUUUUUAAUCGCUUUUUUAAUUUAUACGGUCGUAUGUUGUUCCAAGGGGAAAAGUAUGACGACGAGGCAGCAAAGAAACUGAAGGAAGCUAUUGGCUGGAUGAAUACUAUGUUGGAUGGACGGGCGUUUGUUGCAGGAGAUAAUAUGACCUUAGCAGAUAUAUCAAUUAUUGUUACUUUCAGCAAUUUGGAGGCGUUUGGCUACGAUUUUAGUGACCAUGAGAACGUUGAUAAAUGGUUUCAAAGAACAAAGAAGAUAUUAGAACCUUAUGGAUACGAAGAAAUCGAUAAAAAAGGAGCGAGCAUGUUGGCAUCAGUAUUAAAGAAGCAAUAAAUAUUACAGUUCACUUCAUUACCGACAAAUGCAAUAAAACGUUAACGACA